UCGGCGAAAUCACACGCCCCACGCUUUGGUGCCUGUCCCCCAUAACAUAUCUCAGAACUUUAGAUUACCAUUGCGGAAAGCUGCGCGUUGAAUUAUAGCUAGUAUUAUGAACAUGUCGUCUUGAAUCUGUUCGCGGUGAUAGCAUCUUCGCCUUCCUUAGUUAUGGCUACCGAGAAAAUAGUUAUGAGUUCAGAUUCUCCAGGACCCGACUUACAUUCAAAUGUCAGUACAGUCCGUGGUGGUCAGGGCGUACAGGGAGAGGUAUCUACAGCUCGACAUGAGGGGCUGUCACUCCAGUGGUCAACGCCCAGCCCAAACCCUGAUCAGCCGGAUUCGCAGACUACCAGCCCAGAAGGAGUAACAUAUAUUGACAUUGUAUUCAUUCCUCGGAUAUUCGAUCUCUAUCAACAGCUUGACACUUCGCCAAAAUGGCUCUUAGAUUAUACGCAUUCCGCAAAUCUUAAUGUCAGAUUAUUUCGGUUUGAAUAUGAUCCAAAUGAGGUUAUUCGCAGCUUCCAAUGUCGUCGUGUCAUUCGAAGACUAUCCUCGAAACUUCUAGAUAGUCUCGCAGAGCAGCGGGACGAUGAGCUCAAACGCGUUGUAAUGUUCGUCGCUUUUGACAUUGGAGGGAUCAUCGUCAAAGAUGCACUAUCCCAAGCUUCUCAGACCGUAGGCUCCUGGAUGGAAAUUUUAGACUAUACUCGAAUGCUGGUACUGAGCCAUUGCCCACACCGAUGUAAGAGCUUGAUAGGAAUGCAGGAUAGUCUUAGCCGGCUACUUUUCACUUCACCUCUCGAGCUUGAAAUUCCUCUCCGUCCGUCAACGGCCGCAUUACCCGGGCUCGCUGCCGCUAUUGUCGAAAUCAACGGCUCUUUCAUAUCAUCCAAAGUCCUUCUCCGUACUCGGCUCGUCAGUAGUUAUACUACUAGGCGGAUUUCUGGCGGAGUGCAUGAGUAUUUUAAUACUUUCACCCUAACCCUAGGGACACCAUUCGAAACGCGUGUGCACGAAAAUACACUAAGUAACUUCAGUCUAAUACUGGGUAACUUGUUUCAUAACUUUGAACAGAUAACAAAAUUUGUCCCACGGUUAUUUGAUCAUGAACGCUCCCUGUUGUCCGUCGCAACGGGCGUCGAACCGUUUCGUACAGAUUGCAGCCUGGAAGCUCAACUUCGUGGCUAUUCUACUUAUAGGGAAUGGUUUGAUAACCCUGGUGGCCAGCUACUCUACGCCCAUGGUGUUGAAGACAUUCAAGAAACUGCGGAGCACGUAUUUUAUCAGCUGGAUGCGAUAACAACAUCAACGGCUGCGACAUUUCUUGAACUUUACUUUACCUUUGAUCGUCAAGAUAUAAGGCGAAAUCGGUUGUCCCAGAUGCUCUUUACAUUUCUGGCGCAGGUUGUCUGCCAUCACCCAAGUCCGAGAUCUUCAAUAAUGACUUUCUUAAAGUUUCUGGACACUGAACGAUCCUGGACCGAAAAUGACCUUAUGUAUUGGUUCGAACAGGCACUGUUCAGGUUCGAUGAUGUUCGUAUCGUUAUCAAUAACUUUGAUGAGUGCGAUGCGAACUCGCGGAAAACGUUUACUCAAUAUGUCUCCCGUGCUGCGGCUACUUACGAAAAAUCUUGGAAAGUAUUUAUUACCAGUCGAGCCAAUAAUCUAAGUGAUGAAUUAUUAGGAUGGCGAAGCCUCGAUCUUAGUUUGGCGUCUAUCCCUGACGAUGAUCAACUCGAUUCACCGCAGAACACAGAAAACAAGACGCAGAAAAGUGAGGAUCUACCCCAAUCAUACGACUUCGAUCAUAUUUCAUGGCAAAUUCCUGCAUGGUUCGAUGAUAUUGAUUUCCUAGCACGUUCGGUCAUCCAGGAGCAAUUGGUGCGGAGAACAGCGUUGAAGAAGAACGCUGCACCGGAAGACCUUCUCAGACCAAUAGACGACAUAGCAGCCAACACUCCGGUCGAAUUGAUUAUAGAUCGUAUACUCCGAAACAUUUCCGAUCAGCCGUUACUACGAAUAAUGCUGUCCUGGAUUCUCUACUCAACCAAGCCAUUGUCAAUCUGGGAACUCGCUACGGUAGUAUUUAUUAGUCGUGAACAUGAUGGAGGAUCUACCAAUCUACCCAAAAAGACAGAUAUAGAAACGAUCUUCCCGGACUACCAUAACUGGCUUGCUUGGCUGGCCGGUAUUAUCGGAAUUGAUAACAAUGAAAUUCAUGUGUCUAACCUUCGUAUAAGAGAUAUAUUCAUGACACCCAAAGCAGAAGAAGGGCCAACCUAUAUCUGGCAUGAAAUUGCCGCCGACGCUCAUCAUCAAAUUGCUACUACUUGUCUAGCUUACCUCUCACGACCUAGUGUUCAAGAGCGAUAUGUCGAAUUUAUCGAGAAACACGCGGAAAGCGACCCAUCUAUUAUAGUACUAGAUGAUUCUCGUGAUUUAUUUUCCUAUGCGAUUCGAUAUUGGUUUCAUCAUUAUAUGCAAGUCCAAGAUCGGUUAGAAAAGAUUGGGAAGUUAGAUCAACUUUUCCAAGAAGUCGGACUGCGACGUUGGCCAGAGGCUUUCUGGAUUUUUACACGCCCUGUCACUGCGAGUGACAAUUUCUGGAAAACCCCCUUUCCACCCCUUGCUAGUCUUGGGUGCCUAGAGGUUGAGCCAGAAAAUGACCAAGACCUGGAAGCGGGGAUACUUGAAGCAGCUCUCAAUGGCCACGUGAGAGUGGUUCAAAAGCUCGUCAGAUCGAAAGCGUGGAACCAAGAUGCCAUCUUGCGUUUUAUCGAAGCAGCAGGCCCAAGUGGUCAAGAGCAGCUGGUAGUCGACCUCAUUAGUGACCUCGACCUUGAUUCUUAUAGUACCAUUGACGAAUGGGGCCCACCGUUAUUGUAUAGAGCAGCGAGAUUAAACUUUGAUCAGCUUGCGGAAACCUUGAUAUCAAAAGGGUGUCCGAUCGACUGCAAUAACCCACUUACAGGCGACUCUUUGAUGGACCUUCUACGCGUUGCAUCAUCAUAUGGGAACCUCAAAACAGUCAGAGCUUUAGUGACGCACGGAGCUGACAUCAAGUCCGGCUCUUUAAAUGGGAAUUCAUUGACGUCGGCCAUUUUAGGAAACCAUAUCGAAGUAAUAGAAUUCCUUGCCAAAGAAAAUAAGGACAUUUUAGAGUAUAGCAUUUACGAUGGUAGUACUCCUAGGCCAUCCCCUUUGUGCUUUUCUUGCGGAUGGGGACGCCCGACAGCGGUACAAAAACUCCUUGAACUCGGAACGGAUCCAGAUAGACCGGACCCUGGUGGCAUGAAGCCAAUAGAAAUAGCGGCAAGGCACAGAAAUAAGAGAUGCGUUGAGGCGUUGUUAAAUCAUGGUGUUGAUCCCGAUACUCCAAGCGGAAUAGGAAAGGGUACAUCUAUGCAUCACGCUGUCGCCAAUGGGGAUGUGCAAAUAUGCCAAUUACUACUAGAACGCGGCGCCGAUCCUAACAACCCGCUUCUUAAGUCACCGCUUUUACAUGGUGUAGUAAAUCGAGUUUUGCCUCUUGCAACCGAACAGCGGAUCGACUUAACAAGGCUUCUGGUCAAAUAUAACGUGAAUAUCAACGCUAUGGAUGAGCUGAAAGCCACCCCAUUACUUAUCGCAAUCAGAAAUCAGUUUGGAGACCUUGCUAGAUGUCUCUUAGAGUAUGAGCCCGACGUUAAUCUCGCGGAUUUUGAUGGAAGAACGCCGGUAUACGAGGCAGUACGGAAUCAAGACGAAGGUCUAGUGAAAUUGCUACUCGAGAGAGGCGCAGAUGUAAACGUCCAAACAACCCAAGGCUUAAUUCCUCUCCAUGUUGCCUCUUCAAGUACGCCUAUUACUCAGCUUCUAGUAGAGAAAACCAACGAUAUUAAUCUCAAAAACGAUAGUGGCCUUACACAGCUGAUGUUCCUUGCAUCUAAAGGGUGGGAGGCUUCUAUCAAAGUUCUCUUGGAGCAUAAGGCCGACACUGAAAUUGAAGUUGAUCGAACAGCCACUAAUUGGGCUGGAUAUACAGCGAUAUCGUUUGCUGCCUUCUACAACCAUCCAGAGACAAUUACUUUAUUGGCUUCUUACGGAGCAAACCUGAAUCACAAGGAUUCUAUCGGUCUCAACCCACUUCACCUCGUGAUUGAUGGGAUCGACGGGAUCGAAGGCGGCUGCCUUCAAGCCUUGAUGGAGUUCCGUACGCGAAUAGACAUAGACCAAGUCGACGAUGUAGGCGAGACUGCACUGGGCUUGGCAGCUUUUGAAAACGAAUUGAAACCCGUACAACUAUUUGCUCGCGGAGGCUCGAAUAUAAAUUCACAGGACAACAUGGGUCGAACAGCAUUGGCGAAAACCAAUAAGGAAACAAUCGUAUCGUACCUUCUUGGGCAAGGCGCUGACCCUAACCUAAGAGGCUUAGAUCCUGCCGCCGCAGACUCUCCUAUCCAUGAAGCCUGCGGCUACUCAUAUUUCGGAAUAGCGAAGCAACUACUUGAUUUCGGAGCCGACAUUGAAACAAUGGCGGUAUCAGGCUACGGCACGCCUCUAAUGAGAGCAUGCCUUCCGUGGGACGAUAGCAAAAAGGAAGAUACCGAAAAACUGAUCAAGUAUCUCAUCGACCAAGGCGCGAAUGUAAAUGCUAAGAGCUAUUACGUUGGGAGCCCAAUAGCAGCCGCAGCCCUGGGAAUGGAAUCAAGUAUUGUCCAGUUACUACUGGAAAAAAGAGUUUCCGUUAAUAGCGAGGAUGCCUUAGGCCGGAGACCAAUUCAUUUUGCUGCGCUUCAUAGUGUUGCUAAUUUCCGGAUCAUUACCGAAGCGAAAGCUGACAUAGAGGCAAAAGACAAGCUCAACCGUGGUGCCUUGCACUGGGCCGCCCAAGCCGGUCGCUCACAAGUUAUCAAACAUAUCAUAGAACUGAAUCCUCAAGUAGAUGUGGAUCAGAGGGACAUAGACGGGUGGACGCCUCUUUGUUGGGUCGCCAAGGGGGGAGGUAGUUGGCUAUUUGAGGACGAUGCCAAUGAUCCCGAGGAUAUGAUUGGGGUAACUAGGGCAUUGUUAGAGCAACACGCUGAUCGAUCUAUUCAGUGCCCGGUUGGUAACGAACUCUGGACUCCGCUUGAAAUCGCCUCCUAUUUCGGGGCUGAUCCCGGAGUUAUUGACCUCUUGAAAAAUGGGCUUGAAAACGAAGACCAGGGGCAAUCAGCCGAGGAAAUUCCAACCCCAACCGAAGAAACCCAACCAGAACUCCCAAGAGCAGCUCAUUUACACGAUAGUGCUUGGUGCGACAGUUGCUUCCUGAAAGUUAAGGGAUUGUGUUAUGCAUGCAGAACUUGCUUCAGUUACAUACUCUGCCAAAAGUGCUAUGUUCAUUUGGACAUUGUCCACGAGUACAAGCACGACCAUGAAUUCGAGGAGAGGGGCCCAGAAUACGAUGCAAUGUCAGAGUCCAACGCAGACGAGGAUGAUCAAUCAGAGACGUCGUCAAUUACUGAAUCAAGCAUUGAUAACAGCGAAGAAAGCUCGGAAGAUACCAAAGAAGAGGAGGCAGGCGGUUCAAGUGAAGAGGAUUAAACUAUAGGUAGUCUGGUUAACUAAAGUUUUCCGUUACUAGUGUCGGCGGGUUCGGCUUGGUGUUUCUAACGAUCUAUAUCUUCACUAAGGCCAUGAUGAAGCAGAAUUGGAUAUAGGAGUCUUGCCGAUUACGUAGAUUUUCUUCCUUCGACGGGAGCAGUGAUAACAACACCGCCAAAAGAUAGCCUUCGAACCAUCAAUACCAUACAUUAAUCCAUCACUGUUAGCCAUGUGCGGCAUUAUAUGAAGCUGAUCACUGAUAACCCUUCACAAUAUCAUCCACCAGCUUCCUAUUCUUCAUGAAAGUUUCAAACUCUUGGA
Molecule: messenger RNA, 5880 nt
Organism: Daldinia vernicosa
Lineage: Eukaryota; Fungi; Ascomycota; Sordariomycetes; Xylariales; Hypoxylaceae
Product: ankyrin repeat-containing domain protein
Exons: 8
Coding region: 163-5559 (1798 amino acids)
Molecular function (GO): protein binding; zinc ion binding
Source: RefSeq, a predicted model, not a curated record